ACAGGGUUGCUUAUAUUUCCCACUCUCCUUGCUUUUUGUGGGUGUGGUUGAGGGCUCAAAAUCUGAUCUGCUGAUAUUUGCUUCUUCUUCACCUUGAAUCAGUUUCUGGGUCUGAUUUCAGUUGGGGUAUCCGCUUGAAAUUUCAUUUCUUGCGUUCAAAUCCUUCAAAAUCAAGGUGCUGAGUGUUGAUUCUUCAUUUUGGGUUUGAUAACUGCAUAUUGUGUGGAAUUCAGUGAAGAUAUGUGCUUGAUGGUGGAGAUGAGUCAGUAAUUUGCAAGUUUGAAAUUAUCAACACAAGUGGGUGUUUGUUGAUCUUCAGAGUCAUCGAUUUUUGGUUCUGCAUAUGAUCAUGGAGAAACAGAGCAGUUUCCGUGCACCUAGAAUGGAGAAACAGAUUAGUUUUCAAGGUAUAAAGAUAGAAAAUCAACCCAGCACGCGGGGAGUGAUGGAAAAACAGCAGAGUUUUAAGCAGCCGAGUAGUCGAGGAAUGAUGGAAACGCAGCGAAGUUUUAAGAAGCCAGCUCUCAGGGUGAUGGAGAAGCAGAGGAGCUUUCGUGUAGUGAUGGAGAGGCAGCUGAGCUUCAUUGGAUCUAGUGAGAGGAGGAAAAACAGGGAUUCACCUGGAAAGAGAGGUGACUUGCCGCUUCAUUUGGCAGCACGAGCAGGGAAUCAGAGUAGAGUACGAGAGAUUCUUCAGAAUUGUAGUGGUAAUGAUGCUAAGGAACUUUUGUCAAAGCAAAACCAAGAGGGGGAGACUCCUCUUUAUGUUGCAGCCGAGAAUGGGCAUGCUAUGGUAAUUGAAGAGUUGGUGACAUAUAUGGACCUUGAGACUGCAUCAAUCCCAGCAAGGAAUGGCUUUGAUGCAUUCCAUGUUGCAGCAAGGCAGGGUCAUGUCGAUGUGUUGAAUGAACUUUUGCAGUUAUCCCCCAACUUGGUCAUGACCACAGAUUUAUCAGGUACAACUGCCUUACACACUGCUGCUGCACAAGGGCAUAUAGAAGUAGUCAAUCUUCUUUUAGAAACAGAUUCAAAUUUGGCGAAGAUAGCUAGGAACAAUGGUAAAACUGCCCUUCAUUCAGCAGCAAGGAUGGGACGCUUGGAAGUAGUGAAAUCCUUGCUUAGCAAGGAUCCAAGCACUGCCUUUAGGAAAGAUAGAAAGGGCCAAACUGCAUUACAUAUGGCUGUGAAAGGUCAACAGGAAGAGAUGGUGCUGGAAUUGGUUAAACCUGACCUCUCGAUUUUGAACUUGGAAGACAAUAAGGGAAAUACUGCAUUGCACAUCGCUACAAAGAAGGGCCGUAUUCAGAUGGUUAGUUGCUUGUUAUUACUUCAGGGUAUUGAUGUCAAUGCAGUAAACAAGGCUGGAGAAAGUCCACUUGACAUAGCAGAAAAAUUUGGAACCUCUGAAAUUGUUGCCAUCUUAAAGGAAGCAAAAGCAUGCAAUUCAAAAGACCAUGGAAAGCCAACAAAUCCAGCAAAACAACUUAAGCAGACUGUCAGUGACAUAAAACAUGAUGUCCAGAGCCAACUCCAACAAACCCGUCAAACUGGUUUCAGGGUCCAUAAGAUUGCGAAGAGACUUAAGAAGUUGCACAUUAGUGGCCUGAACAAUGCUAUAAACUCUGCAACAGUUGUUGCUGUUCUCAUUGCUACUGUUGCUUUUGCUGCCAUCUUCACCCCUCCAGGACAGUUUGUUGAGGAUAAAACACAACAAGGGGCUACACUUGGGCAGGCUCACAUAGCUAACAAUGCUGCAUUCCUUGUCUUCAUUAUUUUCGACAGCCUUGCAUUAUUCAUCUCCCUGGCUGUUGUCGUUGUUCAGACAUCAGUAGUGGUGAUUGAACAGAAGGCAAAGAGGCAGCUUGUCUUUGUGAUUAACAAGCUUAUGUGGCUGGCUUGUCUUUUCAUUUCAGUUGCAUUUAUUUCCCUGACGUAUGUGGUGGUUGGAAAGGAUUCUCAAUGGCUUGCUGUGUUUGCAACUCUUAUUGGUGGCUCUAUCAUGCUAACUACAAUUGGUGCGAUGUUUUAUUUUGUCAUUCGACAUAGAAUAGAGGAGACUAAGUUAAGGAAUAUAAGGAAAGCUGAGAGUCGUUCCCGUUCUUUCUCUAUGUCUGUGGUUUCAGAUUCGGAGUUUUUGAAUGGUGAAUUCAAGAGGCUAUAUGCACUUUAAGACUGGGAGAAACUGACCAAGUGUAGAGUGGGCACGUGCUAUGUAAUAUAACCAUAAGAUCUCACAUGUUCUUGACUGAGGUGUUCAAUAAUAAAGUGAGCACGAAGGUAUGAAACUAGUUAUUGGGUUGAGCAAUUGAAAGGGAGAUGAAUUCAGAUUACCUAUCUACUUCACUUGAAAGCUUCUUUUCAGGGGAAACUUGGUUUUCCCUUUCUUGGUUUCAAAGUUGCAAUGGACUGAGGUCAGAAUCUGAAUUCAAUUUUUGUUAGUUUUGAAGUUGCUAUGAACUCAGGUCACAAUCUGAAUUCGAUUUUCAUAUUGGCAAAGGAUUUGGCUGAAGCUCAAGAAUUGUUGAAAACGACCAUGUAUCCCAAUCUCUGGUUUCAACUUCAUUUGUAAUCCAUCUUGUGUGGAAAUAUGGAGUUGUAACAACAUAUGAUGUUCAUAAAUAAUUUGAAGAGCCUUUA
This is a messenger RNA of Rubroshorea leprosula, 2637 nucleotides long. Lineage: Eukaryota; Viridiplantae; Streptophyta; Magnoliopsida; Malvales; Dipterocarpaceae. The record is from the annotation of a GenBank genome assembly.